UUAUUCAUCAAAGGUUUUAAAAAGGGCUUCCUGGUUGACCCAAAGUCAUAGCAGCUUUCAGGUAGCUUGAGCAAAUCAUGUCCUUUGUAAGCUAUUUUGAUUUCAAUUUUCCCCACAAGUUGGGGACCUGGAAGUAAUCACUAAAUGGAAGCCAACAUGCUUUUUAAUUAGAGGGUGAAAAUGGACUCCAAGAAUGCUGCUGUCCAUAGGUGGUGGCAACAACUUCACAAGAGUUGCUCUACCUAGUGGUUGUGGAAGCCUACCAUUAGAGGAACACAAGGCAGGGUUAGGGCCAGAGAGAUGUCAGAACAGGUUUUAACUUUUGGCCUUUUGAGAGUCAUCUUCCCAGCAGGCCUUUGCAAUGGUUGAGAAAGCAAGCUGCUCGCUCCUCUAUUUUCAUUUGUUCAGCCUGUAUAUUGGCUUUUGCUACCAAGGUUACUCCCCAGCAGCACUGAAGGGGAAGCAAGAAUGUAGAAGCUCAUCCUGGGAGUGUUUGGAGAAGGCAAGGAAGCCUCACUGUUUUUCUUCAAAAUAGGGUCUCUGUCAAAGGAGAACCCUUCUUCCUCUCUUGCUUUGGGGUCCAGAACAUUCCUGUGCUCAGCACCUCUUGAGGUGCACGUGUUGUGCUUGCUUUUAAAAUUCCUACCUUAUUUCUGCCACCUCCACCCCCUUUGGGGAAAGCAAGGGUCAAGUGCUAUGUGUACAUAUGCUUCUGUUGUUUGGAUAAUUAAGACAGUGCAUUCAUCCUGAAAAUCACCUUUUUCCCCUCUCAGUCUGUUGCUUGGUGCUGAAUGGCCAGCAUUUAAUUAUCUCUGCUUCAGAAUGGCAUCUCCUGCCUCAUUUCAUUUUUAUAUCUUGCUUAUAGUUUCUGCAUUACUACUUUGAUGUUUUGAGUUGUGUUUGUAGGGUCUUUAAGCCAGUCUUCCUCUUACUGACCCCAGCUGAUCUGUGUCUUGUGUGAAAUCAACAGAGUUUCUGUUCGUGUAAUGAUUCUUUAAAUAGUUCAUCUGAUCAUGCUUUCAUCAUUUCCUACUUUGGACUGGAGGAGGUUAACUCCAUGGCUUCUAUAGCUCUUUCCCACUCUGGGAGUCUAAUUUUCAUGCUCUCCAGCCAGCAUGUUAGUUGGUGAGGAUGGGACUUUAAUCCAACAUAUCAAGACUGGCUGUAGCAAGAGGAGGCGAGAUCUUCUGAGCCUUUAAGUGCAUCCUUUGCUUUAGGAGGCAUGGUUAAGUUGAUGCUGGGGAUCAUACUGUUUCAGUGGGUGCUCUCCAAUACUGGAAUUCUCUUCAAGGCAUAACCACUUGCAGUCUGGUUUUGUGGUUAGAGCAUGUAAACUACCAACAUACCUCUGUUUUGCUACUGAGCUCCUGGAAGAAGGAAUCUUUUGCUUGAUACUUGUGGUCUCUUCCUGCUAUCUUUUUCUCUGCCACUUUAAAUGUCAUAAUGCCUCAGAGCAGGGUAGGAAUAUUUUAGCUAAAUACAUGAAAGUAAAUGCAUGUCCAUCUCUGCUUAAUGUUGUAACUCUAAGCCUGGGUCCCUCCACUUGUUGAUGGACUACCAUUACCAGUAGCAUCAGUGCUGGGGGAUAUUGGGAGGUCUAGUUCUACAACAGCUGGAGGGCCACAGAUUCCUCAUCUCUGCUUUAGAAGUUCUCCACUUUUCUAAUCAAUGGCUGCCUCAAAUUCUUUCCUUGGUUUUUUAAUUUAUUAACACAAACAGGCAUUGUCAAGAGAAGGCUUGUCACACUGCUAUCUAUAUGACCCUCUUCAAUGCCUGAGGCAUCUCUUCUGACUUUACUUGGUGGCAAUAGAGUUUGGCAAUAGAGAGUUAUCAUCCAAUCUGUAUUGGUCACCAUGUUUCAAAUUUCCCACAACGCCCUGGAGCAACAGUGCUUUAAAGCAUUGUGGGAAAUUUAAAUGGUUACUCUCAAUCUGCUUGUACUUGAUGCCAGUGAACCUUGUAAUAGUACUGAGUUACUGGUAGCUACAUAAGGAUGCUAUCUGUGGAUAUCAGGCCUAUUGUCAACAUAAUUUUCAUUCUUUUACCUGCAAGUUUUGAUACUUGAAAUCAUUUGAGGAAAAGCCUAUGAACAAAAGACCUAGUAAGAUUGAUAUGUUCCAAUCAAUAUCAUGAUAUAUACUAAUAAAAUUAUACACUAGGAUUAAUGAGAAAAGUUACUACAGUUUGAAAUAGGUCUCUCCUCUUUCCUGCCUUUUAUUUUUUAUUCUGCUGAGGCUAUCACCUGAUUCACGUAUGUUGUUAUAAGCUGUGCCAUAACACAGCUUGUCUUUGGCUUAAUAUGAUGAGGAAACCCAUCCUUCCAAAACCCAGAAUGUAGAGAUCCUAGCUUCUUCUAACCGUGGCUUUUUGUUUGCUUUUGCUCCACACAUUUCUCCGGGCACUGGCAGAAGAAAUGAAGAAUUAAUUCUAAAAUUAGUUGUACAAGCUCUGAGUAUUUUGCUCAUCUGCAAGACUGAGCCUAGCUUAUUCCUGGCAUAUUCAACCAACUGUGGUUAAAAUAGACCUGGUUCACCAUUAGGUACCAACACAACCUUUACCUCCUUUCCUUUGCUUCUCAUUUCUAGGAUGCUUCUGUGGUCUGGGGUUGAUCUAUACCAACAAAACGUGCACCAUGCCUCCCAUCACUUUCCAGGAUUUGCCACUGAACAUCUACAUGGUGAUUUUUGGCACAGGUGUCUUCAUCUUCGUGCUCAGCCUCAUUUUCUGCUGUUACUUCAUUAGCAAACUUCGGCAUCAAGCACAAAGUGAAAGAUUUGGAUACAAAGAGGUGGUUUUGAAAGGUGAUACCAGAAAGCUAAACUUACAUGGGCAGACUUGUGCCGUCUGCCUGGAAGACUUUAAAGUGAAAGAUGAGCUGGGAGUGUUGCCAUGCCAACAUGCCUUCCACAGAAAGUGCCUUGUGAAGUGGCUGGAAGUUCGAUGUGUCUGUCCCAUGUGCAAUAAGCCUAUAGCAGGUCCCGCAGAGCCUCACCAGAGCAUUGGAAUCCUCCUAGACGAACUAGUGUGACCAUCUUCCUGCCCACAACAUUUCCCCCAAAGCCUUUAUUGACACAGAUUAUUGCCUUGGGAUUGUGGGCUUCAACACGCGGUCACAGACUGAGGUAUUUCCAAGUGGAUGCUCAUCUUAACCUUCUUAGAAGGCAGCGGGGACCAUACCUAGUGCCAAGAUGGAAGACAAGCUGGCCUUGUUCUCCAUCUACAAUCUGGGAGCCAUUUCUGGGGAAGACUGAUCAGAACUGCAUGGUAAUCUAGAUUUCGGAUGGCUAACACAUGAUGGACUUGAAACAUGAAGUCUGAACUUUCCCAGGAUGACCUGGGUGAACAAUAGAACUCCAGUGCCAGGUUUCUGCAACUGGUUGUUGUGAUGCCAACUGUGAGGUCAAAGUCUUCCCUUUGUCUAGGAAUUGCUGGUCCGAAUCCACAGAUGGCGAUAGCAUCUCCAAUUUCUAAUGAGACCUUUCUUUUUAUAGUAAGUCAGCCCCCGCCAUUUGGGCUGUCUUGAUUCGUGCUCCUUAGGGAUCCCUUUUGCAAUUUAAAAGCAAGAGCUAUUGCUGACUUCUGCUAGAUCCUUCUCUGCAAAAUCUACAGUGUUUACAUAAGACUUAAGCAGAAAGCCUUCCACGGGCUGUAGAAGAGGCACUAUUCAGCUAACACAGUUGACCCAGCAAAGCAGCAAAGAGCCAAUCUUCUCCAAUAUUAUGGAGAAAGGGAGCCACACUGUGGCAUUUGGCACUCCAUAUAGGUGGCUAAGUGACGAAGGUAGAGGCAUGAAAAGGGAGAGGACUGAACCCUUCUUUUAGAUUUCAGAAGAUAAGUGGGACUAUUUUCAUAAGUGGCCUUGUAACUUUUUUUGCCUAUUCUGUCCUUGUAUAGAAAAAUAAAAGUACU
Molecule: messenger RNA, 3909 nt
Organism: Python bivittatus (Burmese python)
Lineage: Eukaryota; Metazoa; Chordata; Lepidosauria; Squamata; Pythonidae
Source: RefSeq, a predicted model, not a curated record